AUGAAGUUCGGUAAAUCUUUACCCAGGAACCAGGUCCCAGAAUGGUCUUCAAAUUACAUCGAUUACAAGGGCCUCAAAAAACAUAUCAAAUCUGUCACUUCGGAGCAGCGCGUCGCUGGAGAAGCUGAUUUGACUCCAUUCUUUUUUGAACUUGACCGCAACCUUGAGACUAUUGACUCCUUCUUCAAUAAGCGUUUUGCCGAAUCUCAGCGACGACUGAAAUUGUUGCAAGGGCGUUAUGGCGAACACUUUGAUUGGAUAACUUCUGAGAGCGGUAGUGUCAAGAGCGAAGAUUCUGGAGAGACUGCUCCAGAUGGCUUUGGCAUGGACAGCGAUGAAAUGUCUGAGCUUCUAGGUGCUCUCCUUGAGCUGAGAAGUGGGCUUCGAAAGCUACAGUGGUAUGGAGAGGUCAACCGAAGGGGAUUUAUCAAGAUCUUGAAAAAGGUGGAUAAAAAGACGAAUGUUUGCGCACAAAAGCGGUACCUUGACUCUAAAGUAAUUCUUAAGCCGUUUGCGUCGGCCACAGAGGUCAUUGCGGCCAUGCAAACUGUCAAUACUUGGCUUUCCAAGGUUGGCGGGACUGAUGGUACUGAGUACGAUGUUGAGUCUUCUGCCCGACCUACCUUACGUCGCUUUGCAUCGGGCACCGCACCAGGAGCGCCGGAGGGAACAGCAGAUAAGGUUGACCUUUGCAUUCGUGAAGAUAAUUCGACGAGCUUAUCGGAUGCUCUCGUGGGUGAGUAUGUUACGCAGAAGCUCUUGCUCAUACUUCUACAACGUGCAAUCACCAAUAAGGCCUUGGCAUGUAUCGACUUGCUCUUGGGACGCAUCGAAACAUUACAUGAGGAUGAUGAUAUCAACGAAAGGAACAUCAUUCACCGUUUAGUAAUUUCCAUCGGGAGAAACAAAUCCCUUAUUGAUUCAUCAACAGACAUGUCCUUACUGGAUACCCCAACGCCAGGAUCAUCUCUACUUCAGACAUCGUCAAACCUUCCGCUUUUUAUUACCCCAGCAGAAUCUCCAAUCUCUUUACCUCCCUCAUCUCGGAACACCACUGAGCUUGACGGAACCCUAAAGCUUUCUGCACAUGAUAGUUCUGUAAAAUUGUUGGAACACCUGCUGAGCAAGCUUCGUCCCCAUCAACGGCCUGCUCUGGCGGUUCGGGACUCUUAUGGUCGGAUGGCACUUCAUUAUGCUGCACAAUAUGGGUUUGUGGUGAUUUGCCAAGUGGUCAUCAAGUAUAUGCGGCAGUGGGGACAAUUUGACGUUUCAGACGGAAUCGAUUCACCAAAUUGGCAGGAUUCUGACGGACUUGCGCCAUUGCAUUUGGCCGUCAUGGGAGCGCACCCAAAGACCACAAAGCUUUUGCUACAAGCUGAGAGCUGGGAUGGCGGGCUGGGUAGCGAUGACAAGAUUGUUUCGGCCAGAAAGGCUGUUUCAAAGUCAUCUGCAGCCUUGGCCUUGGCGACAAAGGCAAACGCCACAGUUAUCGUCAAACUAUUGGUUGAGGCUGGUGUUGAUAUCAAUUACCAGGAUGGUAAUGGAGAGACCGCAUUACAUCAUGCUGCAAGGUUAGGUCAUGUCGAGUGUGCUAAAGUUUUAUUGGAGGGGAACGAUACUCAGCGAGCGGACCUUGAGCUUGCCGAAAAGACUUAUGGCUGGACACCUUUGUUUGUUGCAGCUGUCGAUGGCAAAACCCAAAUUGUCGAGACCUUGCUAGAAGCCGGAAGUGAGCUGGAUAAGAUCGAUUUAUCUGGAUGGACAGCAGCAGAACACGCAAGUCUUAGAGGUCACCUUGAUAUAGCUAGGAUAUUGGUAAAGCAUGUUAGUGUCCCCGAAGUACCCCCAGGUUCUGUCACACCUUCUCCACCAUCAAGCUUGGAGAAGAUGACAUCGCUCAACGGGUUUUCCGGAAAAACUGCAGCGCCCACUGCUCAACCAGUCAAGAGCUUUGGGCAUCGAUACUUGAAAAAGGGAGAAACCAUGAUUUUGGUUACUCUAGGAAGCACGGACACUCGAAAGAACAUGUCCGCUGUAAAGCUAGAUAAAAUCCCAUUAUCUGAGGCACAUUCGACACAGCUGGAUACUGCACUUUCCCUCGUUGUCUCGGCUCAAAAUGCGACUGGCGAGCCCUCGAUCAUUGACCUACCCGUCCACACAAAUUCUGCUUCUGAAGACCCGAUUUGCUUUGAGACUAAGGACGCUAGUAAGGUCAAGCUUAUGUUUGAUCUCGUACCGACAUACUCAGGUGCCAAAGAUAGGAUCAUAGGCCGUGCUGUGGCACUCUUGAGCUCGAUCAAGCCAGGCUUGGGGAGGAGUAGAGUUGCUUUGCAAGGUGAUAUCCAAGUCCCGAUUCUUGCUGUAAACAGCCUAGAGAUCAUCGGAUGUGUCAACUUUGAGUUUCGGGUUGUUACUCCAUUCGAGCACCCGAAUAUGGAGAUCACCAAAAAGCAGACUUACUGGAAAAGCUUGGCACCCACAAGAGUUAUUGGUCAUCGAGGUCUUGGAAAGAACACGACCACCAGAAAGUCGCUUCAGCUAGGCGAGAACACUCUUCUGUCUUUUAUUGCUGCUGCCAACUUAGGGGCCGAGUAUGUUGAGUUUGGUAUGACCCGAAAAAAAUCAGUGUGA
Molecule: messenger RNA, 2631 nt
Organism: Morchella sextelata
Lineage: Eukaryota; Fungi; Ascomycota; Pezizomycetes; Pezizales; Morchellaceae
Exons: 8
Coding region: 1-2631 (876 amino acids)
Biological process (GO): lipid metabolic process
Molecular function (GO): protein binding; phosphoric diester hydrolase activity
Source: RefSeq, a predicted model, not a curated record